UUGCAGAUGAAAACAAAUGAUAUUACAUGGCACUCAUAAGAGAGAAGCUAGAAUAUAUUUAUUUACAUAAUGUAGAUAUAACAUAGUGAUUUAACAGCAACUUCUCAAGAUUUGGGAUAAGUGGAUACAUUUGAUUAUUUACUGCAUAGAGGGUAGGGUAAACACAUAGGAGGCCCCCCCAUUGAGUCACGAGGUUCAGAGUGGACACUCUUCCUUCUUAAACUUGAUCAAUGAAGGUAAAGAACCCAAGCACAGCUGGAUCCACUCCUAGUCCUAGAUUUGGUCAACAGUUUAUGUCUAAAUUAUUAUAUGUGCACACUCAAUCUAAUAUAUAGUCUUAGUGAAGCUAGUAGAGCUUUCAACCAAUAUAAGAUGUGAUCUUAGCAAGGCUAACAAAGCCUAAAACGCACUAUUAGUCACUUACCAAGGAUGUGUAUCAGCAUGCUGUCUUGACAUCAAGUACGAGAUCUCUCACAGGCAUAACCUCAACGGGAUUCCCUACUCACGGGAAGAUCCUGUUGUGCAGCCAGCUGCUGUGCAGGAGAGCUCAAGGUAGGCUUUUGGGCUGACUCCCUGUUUAUGGGGUAUGAUUGACUCAUAGCUGCCAGUUUGCUUUUUAGGAGCGUGCUCAAUUGGUCUUCAGCUGUUGAACAAGGUGUCUGCUAUCAGCUCUUUCAGGCCCCCAAGUCUGAGGCAGAUUUGUGGUUGUUAACCUAGCUUAGCAAAAGCAUUAUCAGUACUGUUGCUCAUUGUCCAUUGGCCUUGUCUGUAAGGUCAGGUCUAAGGAGGCAGUUGAGGGAAGGAAGACCGUGGGUGGCAGGGAGCAUACUGUUACAUCACCACACUGAAUGGAGUGUUUCACUGUGAGGCACAGGUGUGAACAACCAGAAACAAUCAGAUAUUGAACAAGGCACAGUCACAUGAACUAGAAAUUUCUGAAACCACUGUGGCUGGAAAAUUAAGCCGUAGCUACACAAAGGCUACAGAAAUAGCACCAGGCUGGCAACAAACACCCCUUAUAUUGAGGAUACCCAGCACUAGAAAUUGUGUGUUAACUGUAGCUAAGCCUGUUUCUCCGUUCUACAGAAGUAUUUUGGUAAUGCAGUUUCGUUUAUUUGCUUGUAGCCACACUGAAAAAGUAACAAAUAUUGUGGGAAUAGAAAAUACACGGAUGUAAGCAGAGUUCUGAAUUUACACCAGCAUAAAUGACAGCAAGCUUAGACUCAAAUUUGCAUCUGAAUUCCUGCAAGGGGCGGUUGGGAUGUGACUGAAGAGUUUCUCAGCCCUCCUGAGCAAUACAUCCGUCAUGGUUUGUGCCCCCGAGCAGGGCCAGAAGCACCUGAUGCUGCUAUGGGGGCACUCUGUGCUCGGGCUCUACAAGAAGGUGGGUAUGGGUAAGUCAGGCCUCCCAGCUGCUCAGGCUUCCUAAAUACUGCCAGCCUUGCGUUUUAUCAAAGCUGCCUGUUUGUUCCUGUGGCAAACCCCCCUGUCAUGGAAGAGUGGCUGCUGGGGAUUUUGCACCCUGCGUUUUAUGAAAACGUCUGAAGCUUUUUCCAUCAGCAGCCCUCAGGCUCUGAGGAGCUGUGUGCCAAGGAAGCUCUGUGCAGCAGGCUGUGUUUGCAGAGCUGCAGGCGGUUCCGUUCCCAAAAUGUCCUUGGGCGGACUGUUGGCUCGUGGGUUGCCAUGCCAACAGAACACAAAGAGCAGCGGUGGAGCUCUUCAGGCACUGCCAGCCACCACCUAACUGCGCUCCUCCAGUCCUCCCCCAGUCUGGGAAGGGCAUUUCCAAGGUAACAGCUUCUCUUUCCAGAGGUCAAGACAAUGGACAAUGAAAAUGAAAGUGCUGCCACUGAGAAGGUAGCACACACGAUUGUGAAAAAGGCAAUACGUACUGCGCAGGAAUAUUAUCUAAAUAAUGUGCAGAAAGAAGAAGAAGCUGAAUACGCCGUCAGAAAUAUUCAGUGGACAACAUGUGAAGACUUCUCAGUGGAGAGGGGACAGCAGCAAAUCGAAGAAUACAUUUCCCAGACAUGGGAGCUUCACAAGAGCUGGCUUCACUGCUCAGAGUUUCUCUGGGAAGAAGAUCUGCAGUACAGCAAGAAGUACCACUAUAGAGUUCUCUGGAGCAUCCCAACACGCAGAAAACCCAUCCCACUAGCAACAGCAAGCACCUAUUUUGUGAUAGAGAUCUCAAAAAUCAAACCUGCCACCCUGCCUGUGGAGGUAUUCUUCUUUCUGGAGUCCAGCAGGCUGAUUCACAGACCAGAGCACUGUCGAUUUAGAGAAAAGUGGUUGAAGGACAUCAUUGAAAAUAAAAUCAUACUCAGAGAAAGGCUUAAAUUACCAUGAACAGCUCCAACUCUGUUGGUAUUUUGAGGAGAAUCAACGCGACGAAGGAAAAAAGGUUAUUUCUUCUUAACUUGUGGAUUAACUUGUAGGUGUGGAAGCAGAAUUAAAUCAAUGUUAAACUAUGGGCUGAGCUGGCUGCUGUUUUACACGACAGUCCUUUGCAAAUAUGGGUGAGUGCAACAGGUCAGACAGAACCAGGCUCCAGCGUGCAGACAGGAAGAAGCAGCUGGGCUGGGUUUGCCAUUUGAGUGCCAGACCUGCAGAACUCUAGGGCAAAAAGAAGUUACAAGACUUAUCAGGGCAAGGAA
Molecule: messenger RNA, 2657 nt
Organism: Lagopus muta (rock ptarmigan)
Lineage: Eukaryota; Metazoa; Chordata; Aves; Galliformes; Phasianidae
Gene: AKAP14
Product: A-kinase anchoring protein 14
Exons: 5
Coding region: 1822-2349 (175 amino acids)
Cellular component (GO): cAMP-dependent protein kinase complex
Molecular function (GO): protein kinase A regulatory subunit binding
Source: RefSeq, a predicted model, not a curated record